This is a messenger RNA of Triticum turgidum subsp. durum (durum wheat), 357 nucleotides long. The record is from the annotation of a GenBank genome assembly. Lineage: Eukaryota; Viridiplantae; Streptophyta; Magnoliopsida; Poales; Poaceae.
AUGACGGCAUCAGCGGCCUGCUCCUUCUUCUUCGACGCCGAGCUCCUCGGCGAGUCCGGCAUGCCGGCGAUGGACGCGUGCGCGCUCUGCGCCAAGCCGCUGGCGCGCGACAGCGACGUCUUCAUGUACAGAGGGGACACUCCCUACUGCAGCGAGGAGUGCCGCCAGGAGGAGAUGCAGCUCGACGCCAUUUGCGCCAGGCAGGCCGCGCGGAGGCUGCAGCGGUUCUCGGCGGAGACGGAAUCCCACCGUAGGCAGCGACAGUCAAGGUCUCCAGGAAGGUGUCGGUCGCGAGCUAACUGGCCGGCCUUGCCUGAAGAACCAUCGAUGUCUCCGGCUCUCCGGCCAAUGCUCUAA